Molecule: messenger RNA, 648 nt
Organism: Meira miltonrushii
Lineage: Eukaryota; Fungi; Basidiomycota; Exobasidiomycetes; Exobasidiales; Brachybasidiaceae
Product: Ham1-like protein
Exons: 1
Coding region: 1-648 (215 amino acids)
Biological process (GO): nucleoside triphosphate catabolic process
Cellular component (GO): cytosol; cytoplasm
Molecular function (GO): ribonucleoside triphosphate phosphatase activity; nucleoside triphosphate diphosphatase activity
Source: RefSeq, a predicted model, not a curated record
AUGCCUCUACUCAAUCCAAAAGAACAUUCACCUCUGCUGGUUGCAUCCCAUAACAAAGGCAAGAUUUCUGAAUUCAGGGAGCUUUUGCAACCUUUAGGAUUCCAAGUGGUUUCAGCUGCUGAUAAAGGAUUAGACGAGCCAGAAGAGACUGGAACGACAUUCGAAGCAAAUGCACAAAUUAAAUCAUUAGCAUCAGCUAAAUCAACAGGAUUACUUGCACUUUCGGAUGAUUCAGGACUGGCAGUAGACGCAUUGAACGGAGACCCCGGCAUUUAUUCAGCCAGAUGGGCAGGUCCAAGUAAAGAUUUCGCAAAAGCAAUGAAAGAUGUACAUGAUAAACUCGUUCAAGCAGGUGCAACAACACCUGAAAGUAGAAAAGCAAAGUUUGUAGCCGUUUUAAGCCUGGCAAAACCUGAUGGAACAACCAAAGAAUUUCGAGGUGAAGUUCAAGGAACGAUUGUUUGGCCUCCACGUGGAGCAAAAGGAUUUGGAUAUGAUCCUUUCUUUUUACCUGAUGGAUACGAUCGUACGUUUGGCGAAAUGACUUCAGACGAAAAGCAUGGUUGGAAACCCGGUCAAUCAAACGCUCUAAGUCAUCGUGCUCGUGCUUUUAAAUUGUUUGCAAAAGAUGCUCUUGGUGUAGAAUGA